Molecule: messenger RNA, 1281 nt
Organism: Nestor notabilis (Kea)
Lineage: Eukaryota; Metazoa; Chordata; Aves; Psittaciformes; Psittacidae
Gene: MNS1
Product: meiosis-specific nuclear structural 1
Exons: 8
Biological process (GO): cilium organization
Cellular component (GO): motile cilium
Source: RefSeq, a predicted model, not a curated record
UGUUCCGGUCAGGCCGAGGAGAACAAAGCCCGGAGGGAGCUGCAGCUGGAGCAGGAGGAGAAGCUGGCGGCAGAGCUGGCGAGGCUGAACCACGAGAAACUUAAAGACGAGAGGAUGAGGCAACAAAUAAGACAGAACAGUCUUGAACUUCGGGAGCUGGACAAGAAGCUGAAAUUCGCCUACAUGAACAAGGAGCGAGCUGCACAGAUCGCCGAGAAGGCAGCUCUGCAGUAUGAGAACAUGAUACGUGAGGGUGAAAUAGCUCAAAAGAUGAAGGAAGAGCACGAAAGGGCAGUGAAAGAAGAAAGUACUGCAGAACUGAGGCGAAAGGAGGAGAAAAUAACUUAUCACAGAGAACUGGAGAAACAGAUUGAGGAACAAGAGAGGAAGAAGCAGGAUGCUUAUGAAGAGUUUCUAAGAGAGAAACUUGUGAUUGAUGAAAUUAUAAGAAAGAUCUAUGAGGAAGACCAAAUGGAAAAGCAACUGAAGUUAGAUAAAAUGAGAGAAACUCAGGCACAUAUUGAAGAAUACAAAAAAGAUCAAGCUAUCUGGGCGAGAAGGAAACAGGAAGAGAUGGAAGAAGAAAAUCGGAAAAUUAUGGAGUUUGCCAACAUUCAGCAACAAAGAGAAGAAGACUGGAUUGCUAAAGUUCGAGAUGCUGAGGAGAGAAAACAAAGAGUUCGAAGCAUGAUUGCCCAGAAUCUGGAAAGAGAACAACAGAAGCGUGAAGAGCAAGAACAGAUCCUCCAAGAGCUGUAUCUGGAAGAACAAGAGGAAGCAGAAAGGAAGAAGGAGAUGGCAGAAAUAGAAAAGAGACUAAGGCAGCGCCUAGACUUACGUCAAGCAUACGAAGAGCAACUGGCUCUGAAGGCAGCCGUGCGACAAGCUACGCAAGAAGAGGAACAAGCCUUCAGACAACAGAUGUUGGCCAAGUUUGCGGAGGACGAUCGCCUUGACCAGAUGAAUGCUCAGAAACGAAGAAUGAAACAGCUUGAACACAGGAGGGCAGUGGAAAAACUUAUUGAAGACCGUCGCCAACAGUUUGCUGCAGAUAAAGAGCGGGAACUGGAAGAAAGACAGUUAGAGGUGAAGAGAGAAGAGAAGUUCCGGGCAAUUGUUGAAGAAGAGAGACAGAAACUCUUGAGGGAGCAUGCGUCUAAAUUACUGGGUUAUCUUCCUCCAGGAAUACUCAGAGAUGAAGGCGACAUCGACAUGCUUGGAGAGGAUUUUAAACUGGCGUAUCAGAAGAGAAGAGGCAAUGCGCUUCCACCAGAGAGCUGA